GAUCUUCAGUCAGACAUGAGGACGUUGUUGUACAUCGCUCUGAUCUUCGGGGUUCUCCUCCCGUCCGCCACCGCUAAGGACUGGGAUCUGGAGAAGAUGAGGCAGUGUACGUGCACAGGCAACGCAACUAACGAAAUCCCAACAGCCGUGGCCCGCGGCUGCAUUACUGACACCCGGGGGAAAGAGAGUCACGCUGAGACUGUCGCCUUCAAAGAACGAUGGCUGCAUCGCCAACAUCCUGGACAAGGCGUCUCCCGGAGAGAUCUAUGCCAUCAUGAACUACAAUGGAAAACUGGAUGGAGGCACCAAGCAGUCACCAGACAUGGACGCCACAAAGACGGCCCCCCGUAGUAAUGCAGAGGACGAGAUGGAGUUCAGCUUUACAGUGAAUGUGGAAGACGGAAGACUUUCUGCCUCCGAACCCCUGAAGAAG
Messenger RNA from Staurois parvus, 433 nucleotides. The record is from the annotation of a GenBank genome assembly. NCBI's taxonomy places the organism in Eukaryota, Metazoa, Chordata, Amphibia, Anura, Ranidae.